Molecule: messenger RNA, 801 nt
Organism: Caenorhabditis remanei
Lineage: Eukaryota; Metazoa; Nematoda; Chromadorea; Rhabditida; Rhabditidae
Exons: 4
Coding region: 1-801 (266 amino acids)
Source: RefSeq, a predicted model, not a curated record
AUGACUAUUGCCAUCUCACUACACCAGUCUAAAGAGCUCUCCCCAGAAGAAAAGGAUUUACGAAUCUAUUAUUAUCCGUUUACUUACUUCCACAGUGUACUAUCUCGUAAAAUUCAAAAAUGCUCGAAAGUAACGGAAAAAGAAAUGGAUAUGCUGAAGGAAAAACUUACUGGUGAAUGGAAAUGGAAGCAAUAUGAAGUUUGUGAUAAACUAGUUGAAAAUUGUACAUUUAAGCUGCAACUAACAUUUAUAACGAUGUUAUUAUGUGCUGUCGUAUCGAAAGAUAUUCUGGACAUGGCAAGACUGGACUUCUGGAUUCAGUGUUGUAUUUUUGGAAUCGAGUCUGUUUUGUUUCUAGUCAUUGUUCAACAACUAUGGUGUCAACGCAGACAAAUCAAAUCUGAAUGUGAAUCUGAAAAGAAAAUUAUAGAAGAAGAUAUUGAGAACGGAUGCAACACUCGGUUUUGUUUUGAUUCACAUAACAAGUCCGACAAAGAGCAACUGAUGAUACUCAAGAAUUUGUAUUCCCAAGAAAUUGAUCCUUUGAAUGAGAAGAUUCAACUAUUGCACAAUCAAACAUUCUGCUGGACAAUGUUCUCAACAUCUGUGAUCAUAUUAUUUUGUUGGUAUUGUGCUGCUCAACCCGUGAUGAAAGCAUUCAAAACCGGCAGUAACGAAGACAUAAAGCUUGCGAGAAGAAGUGUCGCCUUAGCCGUCUGGGUCACUCUCCAAGUGUCGGCAAUUACCUGGAAGGAAAUUGUAGGCAAAGGCAAUAGGAUUUUCUUCAACUUUCUGAGAUAA